GAGACCACCUAAACGAUCGUAGCACGGUAGGUGGUCUGCAGGUCGGCAGGAAGCUGCGGAAGCUUACGACUUUCGGGCGCGAAAUCGGCAAACCCUUGGAAGAACAUUCAGGGACGAUCCUGAAGACGGGCGGUGGUGUUCCCUAUGAAAAAUCGCACGUGCGACAAUUUGGUGACGUUUCUUGUGACGAGCAGAUCUGCGGGGAAUGUCUAAAUUGUCAGUGCGAGUGCGUGGGAAGAAUAAUAAGGAAACUUGAAGAAAGACUUGAGAAGAACCUUAAAUUAGUAACAGCGCUGUUUUUUUUACAUACUCAGAGACGAUAGUCGUGACAGCCUGGACACUCGUAAAAACCGUGAAUAUUUCAGAUGUUAAUGUAAUUGCAAAGUGCAAUUAGGGAACUUUUUCUAGAAUAUAUUUAAGACACGUGAAUUUCCUUAUAGUGAUUACUAUAAGAAUUGCAGACGAUAAUCGUGAUAACCUGGACAAUCGCUGUAAUGAACAAAUCUGAGGGAGGACGAUUAAAGUGUCAGUUGCAAAAUGCAAUCUGGCAACUGAAAGAUGGCAUCCUCAAAAUGUUUUAGAAAUAAGUAAAUUCUAAUGGAAAGAAUGGCCAAAUGCAAUCGUAAUAUUUAAAAUCAGAUGUCUUCGUUGAAAAAACCGUUUAUGUUCGCGAAAAUAGAAUAUAAUUUAGAGUGCCAUCAUUUUCAUCUAAUAAACGAAAAAGUAUAUAUAAUUAUAACAGCGUUCACGUAAUUACAAAUUAUUUCUCAAUAGAAGUUUCUGGAAAAUCUUAUGCAAACAUUUCUUGCAAUGAAAAAGUAAACGAAAUUACGCGUUAAACCUAAUGAUGCGUGAAACAAACAGCAAUGUAAAAUCAGCAAUGGGAUAAUGACAAAGAAGAUUUCAAGUCAAUGUAACUAAUUGAUGCCCAGUAUAAACUAAUGCGUUGCAAUUUCUAUCACUGUUCUUCCGCAAUUACAAGAAAGUGAAUUAAAGAUUUGUUAAAUGUAGAGGGAUUUUAUAAUCAAGAAAGGAUAAAAAUAUGAAGACGCAUAAUAAGAAGAUAUUAUUCUCUUCGUCGUAAUAUCAUAAGUAGCAUCGUUGGACACGAAUCGAAGCAUUUCGAGGCGUAAGCGCCAAGUGUUAACAAGUGUUUGGACAAAUCUCGACACGUGCCUGGAGUGGUUCGCCAAGACACGUGUCGCUGUUUAGAAAUAUUAUCCUGCACGCGCCUAGGUGGCACGUGUCGAUCGUAUCUCUCCCGAUCCUCGAGACGUGCUCGAGGACGCCGUAGGCGCGAUCGAAAAUUCCGGCAAACGAUGCGAUCGUUCGACGCAUCGUCCACGAGGAUUUGGAAUUCAGUUGCCAGCAUCGUCCGAUAAUUAAAUGAUUAUCGCUCAAGGCGUUUAAAACGAAGAAUUAAAUGGCGUGAGAUACAGGACAGUCUCGUCGUUCUACUUCUAGUCACAUGAUCUAGUCAUAUUUUUCGUUAAUUAGUGAUCGAUCUUCAGAUCUAAUAAGCGACAUUAAGGAAACUAGAUUGUAAUUAACAACCGGGAGACCCCUAAUCAUCAAAUCUGGGUGAUUAUUGCGCGAACUGGACACCGGACACCGCCAUCAUGUAUUCGAUGGACAAUCUCGAGCGGGAUAUGAUGAAUCGGCAUUACAUAUACGAGGCGCACAGCUUCCUCGGCAACCCGGCGAUUCCGGGUUUGCCGCCGCACUGCGGGGUACCGACCACGGCGACGCUUCCGGCGGUGAUCCCGUCGCAGAUCCCGUCGUCCCAUCAUCCGUCCGGUAGCACCGGUAGCACCAGCGGCAGCGAGCAUUAUCUCUACGACGAAAACAGCAGUGACAAUGAGAGCGUCUACAGCAGCGAUCAGGAGAAUCACGCGAGAGAACGAAGUCGGAGUAAUCGGCGCGGCGGGGCACCGGGAAAAUGUCCGAGACAAGUGCAGGUACAGCAACGGCAGGCGGCGAACAUGAGAGAGCGAAGACGUAUGCAGAAUAUAAACGACGCCUUCGAGGGCUUGAGGGCCCACAUACCGACCUUGCCGUACGAGAAGAGACUGUCGAAAGUCGACACGCUAAAGCUGGCGAUCGGUUACAUAAACUUCCUCAACGAGCUCGUCAGGGCGGACAAGGGUAACGACUCUUUGACGGGCAAUAGCGGUCUCUCGAGGUGCUCCAGCCGGGACGAAUCUAAGAAGGUCAUAGUCCGUGGCAGCGGUGGGAAUCCAUUCAUCUCACACUCGCUCUCGUGGUCGAGAAAAUCGGAUAUCUCGCCGAAUGGCACGAUGUAUGCGAAAGUCUGGACGCCGGAAGAUCCGCGAACAUCGAAAAACGGGACGACGUUCGAGUAGACGGCGAAUUUGACUUCAUUCUUAUAAGGAAAGGAAGGAUCGGAUGCGUCGCACGGUCCGCGAGGAUGUUUCUCAUCAGGGUGUUAUUUAGUGUUUAAGGGAAAGCGUGUCUAGUCACACUGGUCCUCGUAUAAUGCGAUUUGUACCUUACGAUCAUCGAAAGUCUCCGAUUUUUCGGGCGACGGGGAUGGUCACCGAUAUUUAUACAUCUCUUGCGACUUCGUCGAGAAGGCGUUACAGCUUGAAUUGAAUUAGCCAUUGUAAGAUAUACGCGCGUAAAAAUUUGAGUUACGGGAAUUUUUUAUUUAAAAGUGGAAACAUCAUUCUAGUUUAUUACUUUUUUUUAAAUAGAUUACAAAUGCAGUCUGAGUGUCUUCGACAGAAUUUUGAGAGACUACCAAACAUGUUUUAGAAAAAGAAUAAUGUUUUCUUGAUUUAUUUCUGGAGCGAUUGCUCGCGUUUAUUUUGCGAUGGUCGAUUCAGCUUAAUUCUUGCCGUUUUGCGUUAUGCAGAUCUAUGCGUUUGUAUCUACGAGAUGUUUUUACAAACGUUCUGUGGAACGUGCUUUGUAAAUAGGAAUUAUCAAAAUAGGCGAAUUACAAUGAGAUAAGCACCGUUUAUACAUAAUUAGUGCGACGUAAGAGAGAUGAUGCAUAGCGAGCAUCAUUACUGCUACUGUGAAUAACAAAGCCAAAUAAAUGUAGUUCCGAGAA
Molecule: messenger RNA, 3076 nt
Organism: Temnothorax curvispinosus
Lineage: Eukaryota; Metazoa; Arthropoda; Insecta; Hymenoptera; Formicidae
Gene: Fer1
Product: pancreas transcription factor 1 subunit alpha
Exons: 3
Coding region: 1620-2363 (247 amino acids)
Biological process (GO): regulation of transcription by RNA polymerase II; developmental process
Molecular function (GO): RNA polymerase II transcription regulatory region sequence-specific DNA binding; protein dimerization activity; DNA-binding transcription factor activity, RNA polymerase II-specific
Source: RefSeq, a predicted model, not a curated record